AUGUCGGGUUGGGGCCACGACCAGGGCUACGGCGGCGGAUACGGCGGCGGAUACGGCGGCGGCGGAUAUGGGAAUCCUCCGCCUCAGGGAUAUCACCAAGGAUACGGCCAACAUGCCCCUCCCUCCGGCGCUCCCCCUCAGCAGUACGGCUACAACCAGUACCCCCCUCCGAGCGGCGCUCCGCCUUAUGGCCAGGGCACCAACCGCUAUCCGCCCCCUUCGCAGCCGCCGCCACCCGACCUGGACUCCUAUGGCUAUCCCCUUAACUCCGGUCGUCCUCCCGCCCAGGACUACGGCAGCCAUCACCGAUCAGGACCUCCUCCGCCGACCGCUCCCCAGGAAUUCGGCCACGGCGCCCCCGAAGGCUACACGUUCCAGUACUCCAACUGUACUGGGAAACGCAAGGCCUUGUUGAUCGGCAUCAACUAUUUCGGCCAGGAGGGCGAGCUGCGUGGCUGCAUCAACGACACGAAGAACGUCUCCGAAUUCCUCAUCGAGCGCUACGGGUAUAAGAGAGAAGACAUGAUUAUCCUGACUGACGAUCAGCAAGACCCGAUAUUGAUUCCCACCAAGGCGAACAUCCUCCGCGCCAUGGAUUGGCUUGUCGCAGGCGCUCGGGCCAAUGACUCUUUGUUCUUGCAUUACUCCGGCCACGGCGGCCAGACCGAGGACACCGAUGGCGAUGAGGAUGACGGCUACGACGAGGUCAUCUACCCCCUCGAUUUCAAACAGAACGGCCACAUCGUCGAUGAUUAUAUCCACCACGUAGUCGUGAAGCCUCUACAGCCGGGCGUGAGGCUGACGGCCAUCUUCGAUUCCUGCCACUCUGGCUCCGUCCUGGAUUUGCCUUAUAUCUACUCGACUAAGGGUGUCCUCAAGGAGCCUAACCUUGCCGCCGAAGCUGGGCAAGGACUACUCAAAGCAUUUUCGUCCUAUGCUUCGGGCGACAUGGUGGGCGUCGGUAGCGCCAUCUUCGGCUUCGCGAAAACCGCGUUUAGAGGAGACGAUGGGUAUAAGAAAACUAUCGAGACCAAGACCUCGCCCGCAGAUGUCGUUAUGUGGUCCGGGAGCAAAGACGACCAGACAUCUGCCGACGCAACGAUCGCCUCUCAGGCAACCGGGGCCAUGUCGCACGCCUUCAUCACGGCCAUCAAACAGAAUCCGAGUCAGAGCUAUGUAGAGCUCCUCAACAGCAUCCGCGAUAUCCUUGAGUCCAAAUAUUCCCAAAAGCCACAGUUAUCUUGCAGUCAUCCUCUGGACACGAAUCUCCUCUUCGUAAUGUAG
This is a messenger RNA of Durotheca rogersii, 1284 nucleotides long. RefSeq lists its product as uncharacterized. The transcript is spliced from 3 exons. The coding region runs from base 1 to 1284 and encodes 427 amino acids. Gene Ontology annotation, molecular function: cysteine-type endopeptidase activity. NCBI's taxonomy places the organism in Eukaryota, Fungi, Ascomycota, Sordariomycetes, Xylariales, Xylariaceae. The record is from RefSeq and is a predicted model, not a curated record. Gene Ontology annotation, biological process: proteolysis.